UUGCCAGGAAAAAAGUCAAUUCCCUCCCGUUCCUUUAGAAGUUAACAACGCGUAUCGGCAACUCUGCUGCUCCUUCAACUGCACACAAAAUGUCCGCUGCCGUUGGCCCAGAACCCACUACCGUGGUGUGUCCACAUUGCCAGGUCCAAGUGACCACUCGAACGGAGCCAAAGGCUACGACAAAAACGCACUUGUUCGCCCUGAUCAUGUGCCUUACCUGCCUCUGGCCCUGUGCUUGCUGCCUUUACUGCACGGAUUGCGCCCGGAGCACCACUCAUUACUGUCCAUCUUGCAAUAACUAUGUGGGAACCUAUGAUCGAUAAAUUAUCAAGAUUUAUACCUUUUUUUCAUGACUUAUAUUCUAAUUUCUUAUAAAAAAAAAAUAAAAUAAAAAAGUCAUUAUAUUAAAAUAAAA
Molecule: messenger RNA, 415 nt
Organism: Drosophila ananassae
Lineage: Eukaryota; Metazoa; Arthropoda; Insecta; Diptera; Drosophilidae
Product: lipopolysaccharide-induced tumor necrosis factor-alpha factor homolog
Exons: 3
Coding region: 90-323 (77 amino acids)
Molecular function (GO): zinc ion binding
Source: RefSeq, a predicted model, not a curated record